Molecule: messenger RNA, 6726 nt
Organism: Chiloscyllium plagiosum (whitespotted bambooshark)
Lineage: Eukaryota; Metazoa; Chordata; Chondrichthyes; Orectolobiformes; Hemiscylliidae
Product: myopalladin
Source: RefSeq, a predicted model, not a curated record
CCCAUUGCUUAUUACCACUAUCGCAACAACGUCAAGGUUAACUCUCAACCAAUCUGCGGGCUGUUAGUUGCUCUUUCCCCAAGGGUCUGAGGAUUGCAGUGCUGUCCCAUCUCUCCAACUUCUACUGAGUAACUGCCAUUGCUAGAUUUUCACAUCACACCAUCCACUGGGCCAGUUAAAAGAAUGCAAGAGGAAAACCUUGAAGCCUCUACGUCCAUAUCUCAGCUACUGAGGGAGAGCUAUUUAGCUGAAGUCCGAAUUCAUCAAGAGCACGGCGAGAAAAGCAGGUCAGAAGCUACCUCUCAACAUUUCUAUUAUGGCAGUAAAUCUGGGGUUUCCCAGGAUUUAGAUGGUCAGGAUGAGUCCCCUGACCUGUCUGCAUUUUUGAGUCAGGACGAAUUGGACAAAAGUGUCAAUUUAGCUCAGGAAGCAAUUGCCCAGUGUUCUGAUGAAGUGAAGAAAGAUGAAAAGCAGAUCAAUGUAACCUGCACCACCAAAGAUGUGUAUGACACUUUGAAACUUGCUGGGAAUAGCAAAGUUUUAGAAUCUGCAGGUUCCUCAGAUUUCCCAGAAAAACUGACCAGUCAACCAUACCACUGUGAGAAUUUCACCAGACGAUCCAGCAGCUCAAAAGACAGUUACAGAGAAUUAAGAAAACAGUCAAGGAACACCCCUUAUUGUACUGAAGCAGAGGCUAAAAAGGAUUACUUAAGUAAAGCUGCAGAUUUUAUUGAGGAAUUAUCUUCACUUUUUAAAACAACAAGUACAAAACGGAAUAAAACUAGAACCUGUAAAAACUCACGAAACCGGGCGCAGUCAAAGUUUGGUUCACAAGCUCAACCUUCAUCUUGGUCUGUCGACGAGAGGGAGAGAGUGCAUGUUCCAUUUUCGGCUCAGUUGAGUGAUGAAAUCAUAACAAAAGAGGAAUCUGAAGUGAUAGCUCAAGCCCCAGUUCUAUCAGCAGGUACUGAGACACUAACAACAGAAGCUAAAUCAACUGAAAUUCAAUCAAGACCUGUUUGCAUUGAAGGUACUGAAGGGAAUCCACCACGAUUCAUUCAGCGACUAAAGAGCAGGGAAGCUGCUGAGGGAAGCAAAAUCCAGCUUGAAUGCAUUGUGAUAGGAUCACCAACACCAGAAGUGAGGUGGUAUUGUGAAGGAAAGGAGCUCAAGAAUUCACCUGAUAUUCAGAUUGGUUAUGACGGUAAACAUUACACACUGACCAUUUCUGAGGCUUUUGAGGAGGAUACGGGACGCUACACUUGCUUGGCUUCAAAUAUAUAUGGAUCAGACACAUCAUCUGCAGAACUUUAUAUAGAAGGACUCUCUUCAUCUGAAUCUGAGCAAGAAUCUGUAAAGGAAGAUAUGACUCAGGUUCAGGAUAAGAUUCACAUCACUGUUGCAACUUCGCCUCCUCCCUCCAAUCCUGCAGCAGUUCAUUCAGAGUUCCACCAGUCACAACCUACAGUCACCCAGCAUCCUGUGCGACCCCUUCAGCAGAUACGAAGCCCAACAAAUUUAUUACAGGGAUUGGAUGGACUACCUCUCAUGGCUGCUCCAGUGUUUACAAAGCCGCUGCAAGAUGUGACAGCUAAAGAGGGGCAGCUGGUUGUGUUGGAAUGCCGAAUUAAAGGAUCACCAUUCCCGAAAAUGGAAUGGUACAGGGAGGAAACCUUAAUAGAAGACUCUCCUGAUUUUCGAAUCCUGCAGAAAAAGCCACGGUCAAUGAGUGAUUCAGAAGAGAUCUGCACCCUGGUAAUUGCUGAAGCUUUCUCUGAAGACUCUGGGAUGUUCACUUGUACAGCCAGCAACAAGUAUGGCACAAUGUCGAGUUCUGCUCAACUCACAGUCCACGGAAUUGAAGAUAAUAAUGCUGUUAGUACGAAUGUUUCAAGCUCUGUGACAGUUGCAGCCAAUGUGCCAGUCCAACCAGACAAAACACACUUGCAUCCUUCUGUCCAUUUGAAACCCAAACUGGAGGGUGUCCUUGUAAACCAUCAGGAUCACAAGCCCAAAGCUGGGCUGAGAGUGCAUUUCAAUUUGCCUGAAGAUGACACCGCAAGCGAGCCUUCAAUUGAACGGGAACACAGUUUGAGAAAUGGACAGAACACCUGGGCUUCAGGGUUAAUUUCACCCACAAAGGAGCCACCACCAGUAUUUGCGAAACCAAAACUUGAUCCUGUCCAUUUGCAACAGCUACACAGCCAGGUCCUACAAGAACAACAAGAAGCAAUCCUACAACAAUCUGCGCAGCAGUCCUCUUCUAUGUCUUCCUCAGUGCCAACUGCAUUUCAAUCUACCAUGAAUCUUGUCAGUUCUACUCCUCAAUCAUCCGUGCAAUCAAGCCCAUCUAGCAGGUCACCAACUCUGAAAAACAACCAGCCCCAGUCAUUCAAUUAUACUCGGCCAAAGCAGUUUGUUGCCACUCAGAGUUUUAUGCCAGCUGCUGUCCGAAGUCAUUCCCCCUCACUUUCUCCUCUGCCCAUGCUGAAUAGGGUAUCUGAAAGAAAGCAGUAUAGUGAAGAGAAUUACUUCGGAUUUCCACUCACAGCAGCAUUUCAGAAUCCUGAUAAAUAUCCUGGUCCGAGUUUGUCAUCCCCACUCUCACACAGUUUCUCCAUCAAGAGUGCUACAGGACAAGCCACUUCUUCUCCAGUUCUUUCUCUGCCAACUUCUCAAUCUCGGAUUGUAUCACCAACUUCAAUUAAUGCUGGCAACUCCUGCCCAAGUCCAGUUCAGAAUCCUGUGGCUUUCCUCAGCUCUGUACUACCAUCAUUGCCCUCUGCACCAUCUACCAAUGCUAUGGGUCUUCCCAAGAGUGCUCCAGCAAUCCCUCCACAAGGUAUCUUAAAGAAGGUGCCCAAAUCGCCACGAACAUCCAUAGAUGAUGAAAUACGGGAUAGCAAGGAUGCUGUAAUACACGACUUAGACAGGAAGUUACGCUUCAAAGAUGAUGUUUCCCAAACUGGGCAGCAGACAAUAAUUUAUAAAGAUAAAAUGGCCUGCAGAUUUCUUGGACAAAACUCUCCUUCAAACUUUAAUUUUGAUGAGGUAGAGGAUAUUGCAUCAGCACAGGACCUUAAAUAUCUGAUUGAAUCAACUCGCAACAGCCUUGGUCAGCAACAGGAAUACAAGGUGUCCAACUUUGAACAAAGACUUAUGAAUGAAAUUGAAUUUCGCUUGGAGAGAACUCCUGUGGAGGAAUCGGAUGAUGAAAUACAACAUGAGGAUAUUCCUACCGGGAAGUGCAUUGCUCCAAUAUUUGACAAGAAACUCAAACAUUUUCGAGUGGUUGAAGGAUCGCCAGUGACAAUGAGCUGCAAAAUUGUGGGAAUACCAGUGCCAAAAGUGUACUGGUUUAAAGAUGGAAAACAGAUUUCCAAGAAGAAUGAGCAUUUUAAGAUGAAGCGUGAUGGUGAUGGUUCAUGUUCACUGUAUAUUGAAUCAGCCACUAAUGAUGAUGACGGAAACUACACAGUUAUGGCAGUAAAUCCCCAGGGAAGAAACAGUUCCUCUGGUCAUCUCUUGGUACAGAAUACUCCAAUACGUGGUCGUAUAAUACCGUCAGUUCAGAGCAAAAGGACAAGGUCACGUGUGUCCGAGGGAGAAGAACCUGUACAGGAGGGUUUCUUCUGUCCCCAUUUUCUUCAGGCUCCUGGUGACAUGAUUGCCCAUGAAGGUCAGAUUUGCCGAUUGGAUUGCAAGGUGAGUGGGCUGCCAAAUCCUGAUCUCAUGUGGCUGCUGAAUGGUAAACCCAUCUUGCCAGAUGCUACGCAUAAGAUGCUCGUGCGGGAGAAUGGAAUUCACUCCCUUUUGAUUGAUCACCUCACAGCUGGAGAUACAGGGAUUUACACAUGCAUUGCGACAAACAAAGCAGGACAGAGUUCCUUUAGCUUGGAGCUGUCUGUUGUAGCAAAAGAAAUUACAAAGGCCCCUGUAUUUAUCGAGAAACUGCGGAACACAGGAGUGCCGGAAGGUCACCCAGUCAGAAUAGAGUGCAGAGUGGUAGGCAUGCCACCUCCCAUGAUCUUCUGGAAGAAAGACAAUGAGACCAUCUCUCCCUACAGGGACAGGAUAAGCAUACAGCAAGAUGCCACGGGCUAUGUCUGUCUCCUGAUUCAGCCAACCAAGAAAGAAGAUGCUGGAUGGUACACCGUGUCAGCCAAAAAUGAAGCAGGAAUAGCAUCUUGUACAGCCAGGCUGGAUCUAUAUGCCCAGUGGCACCAGCACAUCACACAGCCAAUAAGGAAAGUGCGUCCUUCAGGCAAUCGGUAUGCAGCUCUUGCUGACCAAGGACUUGACUUGAAAUCUGCCUUCCCGUCUGUGGACACCUCGCUGUUCCCAACCAAACAGGAUGUGAUGGAAAGCGAUGAACUGUGAAGUUAUUUCAGUAUGUUUGCUUUUGCAGGACUUAGAACUGUGAAGAUAAGAGAGGCCAAGUGAUUCAAGGUUUACAUGAAGUUAGUUUUCUAUGACCUUGGUGCUUUUGUGAAUGUUGCAAGUGACACAGUUAAAAGUGCUGAUUUUAAAUAGAACGCAAAAUCUGUAUACAGGCAAUAUGUAGUUCCUUGUCAGUGUAAUUGGAUUGCUUGAGUUUAUGAAUAUAAAUGCCAGUGACGUCCCAGUUAAAUAGGAUGACACCUGUUUAAUCAUCAUGCCAAAUUAGAUGACAGUCACCAACAAACAUCACGUUUUUUUGAAUGUCUGUUAUUUCUGUGUUUGUGGAGGUUUUCAAAAGCCUUGCGCUGAAGUAGUCAAAGUAUCAUUUGGCACUAUAUGAAUUGUUUGAUUCUAAUCUGCAAAAAGACAUUUUUCACUCAAAUGUGGCUUGUAUACAGCUCAGAAAUGCUCCACAAAUCGAUAGCAGAUUGAGUCGCCUGUGUUUCUUUAUUAUAAUCCGAACUGGUACAGUGCAACAUGUUGUUUGUACCAGUUAUACCCAUUGACUACGGUGGACAAUGUUACUCCAGGAUUUCUGUGCCUAUUUAUAACAAUGCAAGUGAAUCUGCUUUUGAUUGUUUAUUAAAAAGGUUAAUUUUCUUUCCUCAGAACUGUUUAGCCAGUAAUUUAUACUGUUAAGCAUGAAGCAGCUAAUCACAAUGCGUCUACUGAUUGUGAGGCUCCCUGGAUAUAUUUCAGUAUUCACAUUGGUGGCAAAACAGUAUUACCUGCCAUUUCCCAGUGAAAUUGAAACAAGCUCUGAAGUUCUCAAUGCACAGUUAAAUGUGGAAACUCAAGUCGCUACCAGUAAUCCCCUGCAUCUCCACAGGGUGCACUGUUACAGUCUUCACAGAUGGAAAUCAAUUGGAAAUCGUUGAAUUGUUGUGAACUUCCAGUGUCUACAAUGAUUAGUCUUUCUACAAAGACUCUUAAAGAAUUAGACUUUGUGAAGGGAUGUCUUAAUGGGUUUAAGGCUGCACUAAAUUCAUAAUUACUGCUGGUAAACAGCAUUUCUGGCCACAAAGUUUUAUAUCUAUGUAAUGUCAAAUUUCUUUGUUCUCUAGAUUUCAAACAUAUAUUUUUAAAUUUAAUAACAUUUAUGCUUUUGCCUUAAUCUGAUGUCUAUCUCAACCUUAUUUUGCUUUCCAUGGAAUUAUACAAAAUUAUUGAUAAUACCUACUUAUUACUGCCUGGUUUUCUGUCUGUGAGAAUACUUCAAUGUUAUUGGCUGCUUAACUUGCUUGUUUGCACAUUGUUGCUGUAUAUUUGAGAUUAUCUUUAGUUGAUGGCAGAAUCAAAUUAACUUCAGAAGAAAAGGUGAAAUCCAGCAGUCUGCCCAUAAUUGCUACAAAUUAAACAACUUGAACCCAAAUAAAGUGAACCACAUAGUGGUGAGUCUGAAGUAAUAUGUUAUUUUAAGUAUUUUAUUCAAAGGAUAUGGGCAUUUCUGGCAAGGCCAGCAUUGGCUGUCCACCCCUAAUUGCCCUUGAACAGGUUGCCUUGCUAGGCCAUUGCACUGUGGUCUGGAGUCACAUGUAGGCCAGACUGGGUAAAAAUGGCAGAUCUUCUUCCUUGAAAGAAAGAUGUUUUGUUUUAAAGUCAAUAUUCAUUUCAUGGGUAUUGCUUUCAAUUUGCGAUUGAUUCAUUGAAUUUAAUUUGCACCUGUUACUAUGGUAGGAUUUGAAUCCAAAUCCCCACAGGAUUGGCCUGUGUUUCUGGUUUACUACGUCAGUGAAUUUACUAUUAUGCUGCCAUUCCCCCCACUGACUGCAAAAUGUGAGUGGGCUAAUAACCCUGUCUGAUUAUUGAACUCGUGGCUACUGGGUAUAAUGGCUGGAACGUCACCUCUUCUCCCUUCAAACUAUAAAUUGUUUUCUUGUCCCACUUAGGAGGGAGUUUUUAAUAAAUUAUUUGAUAAAUACUCACCUGUACAAGGCUUAUUUUAACAUAUCACACACGCUAAGAAGUUACUCAUUAAAAUAUCACCUACUCAAAUAUAUCUCACCAAAAGAACAUAGGCAUUGCUCCUCAACAGUUAAGUUUAUUUUCAUUUUGCAGGUAUGUUUGGCAAUUAAAUAAUGAAGUAGCCUUUUAGAUUCUCAAAAAUGCUUCAGGUUGUUUAGCAGUUUACAGUAAUUAUCUUGAUUGAAUUGAUAAAGGCUGCAUUAUUACACCAAGUGCCAGGUAGAUUGCAUAUUUAGCUGAAGUCAAGUGUUAUAAUGUAAACUUGCACUUGUAAAGAAAUAAUGGAUUGUUUAUCUAUGAAUAAAGUUUUAUUUAUUCCAA